UUUCACAAUAUUAAUCCCAUUUUCCAGCACUGAACAUUCUCUUCACAACCUUCAUCAUUCUCUCAUGGCUUCCACUACUGCUCAUAACAUUGGAACAUCACAAAACGAAAUGGUCGUCGAGAUUCCCAACCACACAAAUGGAACAACUCUGCCAAACCCUAAGCCCAGCCUACCCACCAUUGGAGAAAAUCCUAACAAGGACGACGACACAGACUACUCUCAGAGGGGUCAAUGGCUUCGCGCCGCCGUGCUGGGAGCCAACGACGGGCUCGUCUCCGUCGCCUCCAUCAUGAUGGGCGUCGGAGCCGUGAAGGAAGACAUCGCAGCGAUGCUUCUCUCCGGAUUCGCAGGGCUAGUCGCCGGAGCUUGCAGUAUGGCGAUAGGAGAGUUCGUGUCCGUGUACACACAGUACGACAUAGAGAAAGAACAGCUCAAAAGAGAAUCAAAAAACGAAGAAGAAGAAGAUGAAGAGAAGAAGGAGCUGGAAAAGCUUCCAAGUCCUUAUCAAGCAGCAUUAGCAUCAGCACUAGCAUUUUCGGUCGGAGCUGUGGUUCCAUUGCUGGGAGCUGUGUUCAUAAGGAAUUAUAGGGUUAGGUUAGGCGUGGUUGCCGCAGUGGUGAGCUUGGCCUUGCUCGUGUUCGGGGGCGUAGGAGCUGUUCUUGGUAACACUUCUGUUAAGAAAUCAUGCAUUAGGGUUCUUAUCGGAGGUUGGACCGCCAUGGCCAUAACUUUCGGCCUCACCAAGUUGAUCGGAGCCACUGGACUUUGAAUAUAUAUAUAUAUAUAUAUAUCAGUAACAAGUAACAACUAGGUUUAAAUCUGAUAGCUCUAUGCCGACCAUCAAGUUCAAGAUAAUAAAUGCGCAAUUCAUAUGGGGUCCAACUUGUCUUUAAGGCCGAAAAAAAUCCUAGAGACGAACCGUGCCUGUGAUCAUAUAUAUUGCAUGAAGGCAAGUGUGUGAGGUUAUAAUUAGAAUGAGUGUGUAAACUUUUAUUAAUAAUAAUAACGAAAGAAUGAGUGUCUAAACUAGGAAGCUUUUAAUAUUAUAUUGAUAUGGUUGUGUUCUCUGUUUUGAUGUUGUUGUUAAUCAUGUAUAACAAAUCGCUUGAGUGCUUUCAAUAUUGGGUGCUUUGUAAAAUGAUGAAUUCAAGUGUGUGUUAUAUAUAGUAUGGAAAUCUGGGUUAACUUGCCUGGUUGAAUCAUUAAA
This is a messenger RNA of Prosopis cineraria, 1207 nucleotides long. Its product is annotated as vacuolar iron transporter homolog 4-like. NCBI's taxonomy places the organism in Eukaryota, Viridiplantae, Streptophyta, Magnoliopsida, Fabales, Fabaceae. The transcript has a single exon. Gene Ontology annotation, biological process: intracellular manganese ion homeostasis. The coding region runs from base 65 to 769 and encodes 234 amino acids. Gene Ontology annotation, molecular function: manganese ion transmembrane transporter activity; iron ion transmembrane transporter activity. Gene Ontology annotation, cellular component: membrane. The record is from RefSeq and is a predicted model, not a curated record.